CCCAAAGCAUUGUGGGUGCUCUUAACAAGUCAAAGCAGAUCCAAACACCGGCGCAGCUUGUCGGGCUGAAUCGGUCGACGAAAGCAGCAGUCAUCUCACUCACAUAUCAAACAAUUAAAUUCAUUAAUGGCGGCUUCUCCUCAAAUCAACCCUUGAUAUUAACUCUCCUCUCCCCCGCCGUCUUCGGGUCCACACCCCUCUGAAUAAUUAUAUACACCAUCCGCAACGGUAUACAUAUUUAUAAUCCAGCGCAUAAUAUUUCAAGUCCCUGUUGCAUUGCCUGGGCUUUGGGUUUUUGUGCUUCUGAGCUUCAGACCAGUCAAUCAGAUUUGUGCCUUAUGAAUUUCUGUGAUAUAUAAUGGCAAUUGAUCUCCUUUUCGGCUCGAAAGAAGCUCAAAUCAUAAGAUACACCAUACAGAUUGAAGAUCACUAUCUUGUACCCACUUAUAGCUGAGAGUACUAAAGGUUAACUAUAAAAUCAUGGAUUCUAGCCUGCCCAAUCAACCCAACAACACAGUAAAGCAUUUCCCAUUGACCCCUUUCAGAAUUUUGAGGGGCGUACUAUGCCUAACAGUUUAUCUUUCAACAGCAUUCAUGUUCUUAGUGUAUUUUGUGCCACCAGUCUCUGUAUUGCGCUUGUUUAGUGUACAUUAUAGUAGAAAGUGUGCAUCCCUUCUGUUUGGCUUGUGGCUUGGUUUAUGGCCAUUCUUUUUCGAAAAAAUAAACAAAACUAGGUUUGUCUUUUCUGGGGACAGAAUUCCGGUUGAAAAACGUGUUCUGAUAAUGUCCAACCACAGAACAGAGGUCGACUGGAUGUAUCUAUGGAACCUUGCACUCAGGAAAGGAUGCUUGGGAUACAUAAAGUACGUUCUCAAGAGUAGUUUGAUGAAACUUCCGAUUUUCGGGUGGGGAUUUCACGUCUUAGAGUUUGUUCCUGUGGAGAGGAAGUGGGAAGUUGAUGAGCCAGUAAUGCGCCAAAUGCUUGAGACCUUUACCGGUUAUCGGGACCCACUAUGGCUAGCUGUUUUUCCAGAAGGAACUGAUUAUACUGAAAAAAAGUGCAAAAAUAACCAGAAGUUUGCCGUUGAAAAUGGAUUGCCCGUACUGAAAAAUGUGCUGAUUCCAAAAACCAAAGGUUUCUUCACUUGUUUGGCGAACCUGAGGGUCUCCUUAGAUGCAGUUUAUGAUGUGACCAUAGCAUACAAGAACCAGUGCCCUUCUUUCACGGACAAUGUUUUUGGUGUGGACCCCACCGAAGUACACAUGCAUAUCAAACGCAUUCCACUGGAUAAAAUCCCAUCAUCUGAAAACGAGGCCGCCACCUGGCUUAUGGAUGCAUUUGUUCAAAAGGAUCAGCUCCUUACUGAUUUUGUCGUAAACGGGCAAUUUCCUGAUCAAGGAACCGAACCGCAGCUCUCGUCUGUUAAGUGUGCAGCUAACUGCGCAGUCGUAUUAGGUUUUACUGCUAUUUUCAUUCUCCUAACAUUCUUUUCAUCCGUAUGGUUUAAAGGAUAUGUAGGUUUAGGUUGUUUGUAUAUGGCUUGCGCUGCCUAUUUCAAUAUCAGACCUGCUCCUCCUGUUGUUGGUACUCAACGAACUAUUAGCCGGAAGAAAAUGUUUUAAGUGAUUGAUGAUUGUAUAAAAAACAUUUGUGCUGUUAAAUUUUGUUGUUUCUUUAACUGGACUUCAGGGGUUUAGCUAUAGAGUAACAAAGAUACCAACCAUGUCCUGCUGUUGAAUCUUGAGAAUUAUUUGGCAAGCUAUAGAGUAA
Molecule: messenger RNA, 1771 nt
Organism: Striga asiatica
Lineage: Eukaryota; Viridiplantae; Streptophyta; Magnoliopsida; Lamiales; Orobanchaceae
Source: the annotation of a GenBank genome assembly